AUGGAAGAGGCCAGUUGCAUCCCUGGGUACAGAAAAAUAAACGCGCAGCUACUGUACAGGCCACAAGAAGACUACGCAUUCGUUAAUGAUAUAAAAGCUAGGCAGUUCUUUUACAAUCCAUACUUCCGCAAAGAACCAGAGGGCCCAUAUGUCAAGGAAUAUCACGAGAAGUAUCCGUUUGGCGAACCGCUAAACGGGUCCGUGUUUUCCCCCCUCACUAUGGCGCAGCAAACCAUGAACAGACAGUGCAACCCGUUUGUGUCCUACCCGUACGGAGUUCCUCGAGAUCCCCCAUAUGAAAAGUGCUCCAAAUGUAGAGGGAACAAAAAAAGUAAUAAAGAGAAACGGAAAAAAAAGGAGAAAAAUCGUCAUCAAAGUGGUCAUCAAAGUGGCUUAUUCGCUUCGAAAUUGAGCUCCCCCAUUGAUUACAACGCACCGCAAGGGGACUCGCGUCAUUAUGAAGAGAACCAUUUUGAUCAGACUAGGGACUACCCCGCGGUUCAUUAUCCAGAGGAGGGAAGCAGCCGAAAUGGGGAUUCACCUUACAACUCGUUCGAAAUGACCACUGCGAAUGACUUGGAAGGCACAUACGCGCGUUCCAAUGAUGGAGAAAGCGCAUGUAACGAAUUGGAGAGUCCAAUAGAGAACUGCGCCGACUACGUCCAUGUUGACGAGCCUGAGUACCAUUACAGCUAUAAUGAAGAGGCAAAUAAGAAUUCGCAGAAGGGGCUACAAAUGGUGCACGGAAAAUUUCUUCAGCAGAGGAGUGAUCCUCACCUGAGCGACGAUGGACAACGCCCCUCUGAGCAAAAAGUCACUUUUGAUGUGAAAGGAGAAGAUCAAUUCAGCACGAUCUUUGCAGAUUCCGAUGAGGAGAGGGCAAGUCUCCAUGAUGCGGAAGCGCAGAACGAAGUCGAGGGUAUCUUAAGCCAAUACAUAAACGAUAUUAAAAAGAAGGGGCCCAAUGGUAGCAAGCAUCAAACAAAGGGGAGCACAAGUGGGGAUGAUCCAUACGACACACCUGUACGAAUCAAAAGGGACGCGGAGGAUUUGCACGACAACGAAAUGGUGGCCGUUAAAAUGAACGCGCAGGAGAAGGGAAAAACACCCAAAAAGUCCCACCCACCACCAGGUGACGGCGCAAAGCGAGAUAAGCAUGAUAGGCAGCCCAUCAAACAGGUCAAAAUUUGCGAACAUGAAAAUGUGUGGAAUAAGUAUAGCGUUACUGAGAGUUGCAAAAAUAGGGAAACUUCGAAUGAGCGUUUGAAAGUGGAAGGCUCAUCGGGGAGAGAUGCCCACGAUUCGCAGAGUCCGCGCAGUCCGCGUAGUCUGCAUAAUAGCCGCAGUCCUCACAGCUUGUUCAAUCAGCAGGUUAGCGAAAGAGGGAAAAGACCGGACCGUCACGGCAGAUUCUGCAAACAAGCUACUCCAAAGUACGAAGCAGCGAAGAAGGAUCUCAUACAGUCAAGACAUAAAAGAGAAACUGCUAACACCCAACAAAUGUCAACAUCCAACGAGGAAGACAAAUGGGGUGCCAUUUCUGCAAAAAAAGGUGCCCCGAAACAGGGGAAGGGAUACUACCCACAUAGGGACAUUAUGCCACCAAAAAGGAAAACUGAGAAGAAAGAAUUAACUUAUAAAAACUCCAGAAUAGCAAUUGGGAGAACAAAAUCGUUGAGGUUUAGAAGAGGUACCGUUACUUUCCCCACGAAAAAUAUUAACUUCCAACAUAGGAAAAAAAGCAUUCUGAGCAAACAAAAAUCGAUGUUCGAAGGGAAGCUCAAAAAGCAAAACACGGUAGCCUUGAAGAGGAGAAAAACCAUGUCUAGGCUAAGUUCUAUGAAGAACCCACCUUACACCAUCGUCUUAAAUAAAAAGAAGGUCAUGAAUAUGCACAAAGGGAUUCCUCCUUUGGAGAACAAGAAGGAUAAAAUGAGUGGUAUUACCCCUGUUGGCGCGAGGAAAAUGCUCGCCAGGUCGAAAACCAAGGUCCUCCUCAUUGAUAAUGAAACGAAAGUAUUUAAAAAACAAAAUGUGAAAAUGGUUUCAAGGAAUCCAUUUAACCCAAUUGCAUCUUCUGUGGAAAAUUCCACGCGUAACGAGCCAGAAAAUGGGAAACAGAAAAAAGAAACGGACAUGACCGGAAGUGCCAAAAGAGAGAGUGUACACCUGAGCGCUAAUGCGGAUAGGAAAAAAAACUACCACGCCUCUGUUAGAAAUAAGCUGAAAUCGAAAAAGGAGGAAAUGUUCCAAAACAUUAUAUCCUUGACGAAAAACAUGAAGGAGAAUCCGCUAAAGAAGAAGUACAACGAUCAGAUUGACCCUCGCGAUUUGCUAUCGGUCACGUCUACCAAUAGCAGCGCUGUGGCGGACGAUGAUUUGUAG
Messenger RNA from Plasmodium inui San Antonio 1, 2385 nucleotides. RefSeq lists its product as hypothetical. The coding region runs from base 1 to 2385 and encodes 794 amino acids. Lineage: Eukaryota; Apicomplexa; Aconoidasida; Haemosporida; Plasmodiidae. The transcript has a single exon. The record is from RefSeq and is a predicted model, not a curated record.